AGCCGGCUCCCGACCAAAAACUUCGGAAAUCUGUCAAUCCCAUAGAUCGCCGGACUUUAAUCCGAUAUUGACGGCGGAAGAAUGACGAAGAAAGCUGUGCUGAUCGGCUGCAACUAUCCGGGAACCAAGGCGGAGCUGAAAGGUUGCGUGAACGACGUGCGACGAGUCCAUCGAUGCCUGGUAGAUCGCUACGGCUUCAAGGAGAGUGACAUCAAGGUACUGAUCGACAGUGACACCGCCUACACCCAACCCACCGGAGCAAACAUCCGGCGAGCCAUCACCAACCUUGUUCACUCCGCGGAACCCGGCGAUUACCUUUUUGUUCACUACAGCGGACACGGAACACGAUUACCGGCUGAGACUGGAGAAGAUGACGAUACCGGUUAUGACGAGUGUAUCGUUCCCUGUGAUAUGAAUCUCAUUACUGUUCUGGCGAGAAUUGAUGGGUUACAGUAACUUGGGAGUGAUUUUGGAGAUGGGGUUUGAGUUUAUUGAUUUAAUUACUGACAGCUCUCAAGAUUCUGAUCUUCUUAAACUGAUUCAAUCACAAGACCACUAUGGUUUCAACAACAUUUUUUA
This is a messenger RNA of Phalaenopsis equestris, 579 nucleotides long. RefSeq names its product metacaspase-4-like. Gene Ontology annotation, biological process: proteolysis. Gene Ontology annotation, molecular function: cysteine-type endopeptidase activity. The coding region runs from base 82 to 456 and encodes 124 amino acids. The transcript has 2 exons. Lineage: Eukaryota; Viridiplantae; Streptophyta; Magnoliopsida; Asparagales; Orchidaceae. The record is from RefSeq and is a predicted model, not a curated record.